GGACGAUCGAAUUAAAAAAUAGAAAAACCCCGUAAAAACAGUAGUUAUGCUUCGCAUUUUCGAAGAAAAGCGCUGAACUGUAGCUAAAGUUCCAUUGGUCAAUUAUUAAGGGUUGGAAAUAUUUCCGUUCUGUCAAUGCGGAUUCGGCCUUUUGAUUGGACAAAACCGAGGGUAGAAGUGUAAACACAGCCCCUAUUCACAGUGUUAGGCGGAGCUUCGGAAGUGUGAUUUCCUCCGUAACAAAUAUUGUCAUUUCUGUUCCAACAGUUGUGGAAUCCGAAACGCAGGGAAGUUUCGGGAGUUUUGUGUUUAACGUUACAUGCGAUUGAGGUUGCAAUUUUUGAUCUUUAAACAGUAUAAUGGAAUCUAUUAAACCUAGAAUGACAGAAUCGCAGUCUAGUUUAUUGCCGAAGAAAGAAUUAAGUCCCAAACCGAACCAGUUUCAGGUUUCGACUGUUAUAUUAUACGGUGUACCGAUUGUUUCGUUGAUAAUCGAAAACCAAGAACGGCUCUGCUUGGCUCAGAUUUCCAACACUUUAUUGAAGCAGUUCAGCUACAAUGAAAUCCACAAUCGACGAGUCGCACUUGGAAUAACUUGCGUCCAAUGCACCCCGGUGCAAUUGGAGAUCCUUCGAAGAGCCGGCGCGAUGCCGGUGUCUUCCCGAAGAUGCGGAAUGAUAACCCGCAGAGAGGCCGAGCGGCUGUGCAAGAGCUUCCUCGGCGACAACGAUCCCCCGCGUUUGCCGGACGACUUCGCUUUCGCUGUCCACCACGAAUGCGCUUGGGGCUGCCGGGGCUCCUUCCUACCCUCACGCUACAAUUCCUCUAGGGCUAAAUGCAUCAAAUGUGUAGUGUGCGGUUUGUUCUUCUCGCCCAACAAGUUCAUAUUUCAUUCUCAUCGGCUAAGUGCUAGCGAUAAAUACGUUCAACCAGACGCGGCCAAUUUCAACUCGUGGAGGCGCCACAUGAAGCUCACCGGGAAUCCCCCGGAAGAAAUAAUCCACGCGUGGGAGGACGUGAAAGCGAUGUUCAACGGCGGCACGAGGAAGCGAUUGCUGGCCUCGUCUUUGAUGUCGCGGGCCCCGAAACAGAACAAAAUAGAACCGCAAACGCAGCCCAUCAUCCCGGCGCCUAGAAUACCUAAUUGCCAGGACAUCCCGUUGCCGAUAUCCAGAGUAGCCAUGGAUUUCAUAUAUCACAAACCGCUGGCUUUCUCUUCUUACUCUUCUUUUCCUUGGCUGAAACGCAAUCCCAUACUCUUCCCGCAGGAUAAUCCGUUCUUUCCCAUCGACAAGGCUUAUCAGUCCGCUUUCAAGCCCGUGCAGCCGAUUGUCGAGCGGCCUGUCUCCCAGAAGGACGAAGAAAGUGACGACGAUGAGGUCGAUAUCGAGACUACGGAUGAAAAAACCGACGGUGCUCCGACGUCCUGGGAUUUAAAGGAGGAAAAGGUUGCUUCAUCAGAACUUCCUCCUAGCCCUCACCCAACACCAGAGCAAAGAGAACAGAAAGAAGAGAUGUCGGCAAUAUCACAAAAAAUUUGGAAUCUCUCGAGAUUAUCAUUCGACGGGACGGACCGAACGAACUUUCUGUACAGAAAAGACUUGCAUCCGCAUUUUUUAAUCGAAUCUGAAGAAGAGCCCUCAUCCAUGAUAAGAACUGCAAUGGGGAUGGGGUUAGGACUUAAUCUGAAGCCGAAUGUCGAUUGUUCGACUUGCUUGAAUCAUAGCAAUAGCAUUAUUCUCCCGCCGGAAACCAGUAGUAAUAAGAUUACAUAAUUAUCUUUUCAAAAAACGACUAUAUUUAUUAUUUAUGUUAUUUACGUAGGAAUUGAAAGUGCAAUAUAAAACCUUUGUAUUUAUUAUGUAAAAUAGUAGUGAAUCGUAAUGUUAUUGGAUCUCAU
Molecule: messenger RNA, 1900 nt
Organism: Phyllotreta striolata
Lineage: Eukaryota; Metazoa; Arthropoda; Insecta; Coleoptera; Chrysomelidae
Source: the annotation of a GenBank genome assembly